This is a messenger RNA of Symbiodinium sp. CCMP2592, 378 nucleotides long. The record is from the annotation of a GenBank genome assembly. Lineage: Eukaryota; Dinophyceae; Suessiales; Symbiodiniaceae.
AUGGCUCAGGGUUGUGAAGCGGUAAACGACAGAGCCAGCUCUAUGCUGGAAUGCAUGUCUUCGUUUCAUGCAUGUGGAGUUGUGAUCAAGACACACCGUCGUGCCGCCGAUCUCGUGGGCCAGACGGACCGCAAUGGAGCAAACAUGUCCCUCCAGCCUUGGCUGCACAGCAUCGGCUCACGGGCCCCGACCCUCAGUUUGAGAAGGUUUUUCUUGGAGGCCACUUCUUCGGCUUUCAGCUCUUCCAGCGGCCGACGAAGGACACUGAAGGAUGUCCCACUCGUCAUCCCGGAGAGAAUGCCACUGCACCGAAAAACAGCCUCUGCGAGCACAGCGGCUGUAAUCCGUCCUGUCAUGCAGCAUGUCAUUGCGGAGUGA